Episyrphus balteatus (marmalade hoverfly) is the source of this 1800-nucleotide messenger RNA. It is a transcript of the gene WDR79, whose product is annotated as telomerase Cajal body protein 1 homolog. The transcript is spliced from 5 exons. The record is from RefSeq and is a predicted model, not a curated record. NCBI's taxonomy places the organism in Eukaryota, Metazoa, Arthropoda, Insecta, Diptera, Syrphidae. Gene Ontology annotation, molecular function: protein binding; RNA binding. Gene Ontology annotation, biological process: Cajal body organization. The coding region runs from base 148 to 1548 and encodes 466 amino acids. Gene Ontology annotation, cellular component: Cajal body.
UAGUUUAUCGUUUAUCCAUACCGGCUUUUUAAAGGUUAAAAUUGUUAUUUUUAUUUAAAAUAGAAAGUUUUCAAAAAGAAUACUAACUUAAUUUAAGAGAAAAAAAUAUACUUUAUUCAUACUGAAUUUAAUUGAAAUCAUUUAAUCAUGGAUACAUCAUCAAAUUCCUCAUAUAUCGAACAAACGAAAGUUGACCAAACGAACAGCACCGUUGUAGAGGUACCAGAUCUGUCCAUGGAACCGGAUAACUUCCAUUCGGUCGAAGAAUCGCAAAUAGCAAUUACAUUUGAUGUGAGUGCCGUUUCCGAAGAAACAUCACUCGACGAUAAAACACAAUACACUAGCCAAAUCGAUAGUAUAAUCGAAGAAGACGUUAGUGUAUCCAUGGACACAUCGACUGCUCUAUUAGAAGACCCAAGUCAAAAUGGAACAAAUCCAACAGCAAUUGAAGAAUCUGAUGAGAACUUUUUCUUCAAAAAAAAUUUAUUAGAACUUGGUCGUUACAUGUGGGAAACAAAUCACGAAAAACAGUGUUAUACUAAAGGGUGCCUUUGGUCGCCAGAUGGUACAUGUUGUUUAGUGCCUGUUCAUUUAGAUGGAAUGCAUCUUAUUGAACUGCCGUCGGAUCUCUACCAAGGAAAAGUUUCUCCCAACAGAGGUAUUACCAAACUAUCGAGCGCUGUGCACGUUAAAGAAGGCGGCACAGUCUACGAUUGUUCAUGGUAUCCAUUUAUGAAUAGCCAAUAUCCAGAAACAUGUUGCUGGUUGGCUUCGAGACAACACGAACCUAUUCAAAUGUGGGAUGCCUUCAACGGUGACCUUAGAGCCUCAUACCGUGGUUAUGACGACGUAGAUGAAAUAGAAGCCGCCAUAUCUGUGAUAUUCUCUCCCGAUGGUGAGCAUGUGCUCGGAGGAUACAAGAAGUGUAUUCGCAUAUUCGACACCGAUAUUCCAGGAAGAAGUUGUACAAAGUUAGUGACCAAGCAAGCCAUAUCCGCUUUUGCACUGACGUCACAAACUAAAGACAUUAUAACCACUGGUUCGUGGAACGGUGUAAUCAGUCUGUUCGACAAACGAAUGCCAAACAUGGGAAGCUUGCAUUCUCUGUUUGGUCAUAAUGGUGGCAUAACAUUUCUGAAAUAUUCAAAUGAUGGAAACGUAUUGUUUAGUGGCGCUAGAAAAGACAAUGGACUUUGUUUAUGGGAUAUGAGAGAUUUUUCUAAACCUAUGGCAGUGCUAAGUAGGAGUGUAUCGAGCAACCAAAGGAUAUACUUUGAUUUGAGUCCUCAAAACGAAUGGUUGCUUAGUGGAGACUCGGAAGGUUUGAUAAGGAUGUGGAAUCUAAACAAUAUUGAAGAAAAACGUUCGUUCCGAGUUCAUGGUGACUCUUGUAAUGGGGUUAGCUUUCAUCCAAAUAGACCAAUAAUAGCAAGUUCUGCGGGACAGUUUCAUUUUCUUGAUCAGAUUGACGACAAAUGCACAGAAGAGAGAGUCGUUGAAUAUGAAAAUUCGCUUAUAUUCUGGUGGAUUGAACCACGAAAUAGUUAAAUGUUACCAAUUUUGUUUACUAUUAAAGUUAGUUCGAUUUUGUUUUUCCUUAUUGGGAGAAAAUUCCUAAUUAUAAAUAGAGAGAGAGAUUUUAAUGAAUUGUAUGUCGCACCUAUGUUAGUGAUUUUCUGUGGUCCAACCAACCUAUAGGAUGGGGUAAAGCAAUUCAACAUAAUCUUCGUACAACCUCGAUAUAAAAAAACCGUUAAAAUUGUUGAUUUAAUAAACUGGUCCUAUGUGACUUUUUUGAAA